Molecule: messenger RNA, 1551 nt
Organism: Salvelinus namaycush (lake trout)
Lineage: Eukaryota; Metazoa; Chordata; Actinopteri; Salmoniformes; Salmonidae
Product: gap junction alpha-10 protein-like
Exons: 1
Coding region: 1-1551 (516 amino acids)
Biological process (GO): cell communication
Cellular component (GO): connexin complex
Source: RefSeq, a predicted model, not a curated record
AUGGGUGACUGGAACCUGCUGGGCAGCAUCUUGGAGGAAGUACAUGUCCACUCCACCAUCGUAGGAAAGAUCUGGCUCACCAUCCUCCUCAUCUUCCGCAUGCUGGUGCUGGGCGUGGCGGCCGAGGAUGUGUGGAACGAUGAACAGAGCGAGUUCAUCUGCAACACGGACCAGCCGGGCUGCAAGACCGUCUGUUACGACCAGGCCUUCCCCAUCUCCCUCAUCCGCUUCUGGGUCCUGCAGGUCAUCUUCGUGUCCUCACCCUCCCUCGUCUACAUGGGCCACGCGCUCUACCGCCUGCGCGCCCUGGAGAAGGAGAGGCACCGGCGGAGGGUCCAGCUGAAGGCAGAGCUGGGGGAGAUGGAGGUGCUGGUGGAGGAGCACAAGCGCAUUGAGAAGGAGUUGAAGAGGCUGGAGGAGCAGAGGAAGGUGAAGAAGGCUCCACUGAGAGGGUCCCUGCUGCGGACGUAUGUCAUCCAUAUCCUAACGCGCUCCGUGGUGGAGGUGGGCUUCAUCAUGGGCCAGUAUAUCCUGUAUGGCAUCGGACUGGAGCCUUUGUAUAAAUGCGAGAGGAUGCCUUGCCCCAACAGUGUGGACUGUUACGUGUCCAGGCCCACGGAGAAAACAGUGUUCAUGGUGUUCAUGAUCGUCAUCGCCGGGGUGUCUCUCUUCCUGAACCUAAUGGAGAUUUCCCACCUGGGCAUCAGGAAAAUCAAACAGACUCUGAAGGGGGACAAGUACCCAGCAGACAAUGACAAUUUGAUUUACAAGCUGAAGAAGAACGCGACGAUACAGCAUCUGUGUGUGAUGAGGAACCUGUCUCCUCACAACGGGCCGCUGACUCAGACCAUCUUCAAAGUAAUUCCUGAGAAGGACCUGGACCCAAUGGACCCACCUCCCCACUACAUACCUAACCAUGAGGUGCCCAGGCACAACAGCAUGGCUCCUGGCCAUUAUUUUGCGAACUGCACUGGCCUCCAGCCCCAUCAGCAAUACCAGCAGCAGCAGCUUCAGCAAUGUGAGCCCAGCCAGAGGAUGAUCCAGACCCUGCACCUCCAGGGAGCCCCAGAGAAACAAACCACUGCCAUGGUGGACCAGCUCCCUCGAGCCUAUAGAGGAGCUGUCUUGAAUGGGGAUAGUGGGCCCAGGAACCUGCAGGGCCAGACGAUCAAUGAGGACCCCAACUUACACCCCCAAGACCACUACCAGCCCAGCCACAUGGAAGUAGUGUCUAUGGCAACGCACAGACCCAGCAUCACGACAACACACAGACCCAGCUUGGCUCUGAGGGACACAGACCUGGAGGAGGAGAGGAGGGACUCCAUGGGUAGCGACUUCCUCUUCCCCAACCCAGGAAGGAAGCAAAGCUUCAAAUCUCGUAUGCCCUCUGAGAGCAUGUCCACCAUCAGUGAUUACAGUAGCAACUCUCCACGGAGCUCAGAUUCCGAGCUGGGCGACAUGGUGGACAUGCCAAUGAUGCCACCCCCUGGAAGGAGAAUGUCAAUGGCAAGUAGAGCCAAGAGACAGGCAGCAUCUGACCUGGUGGUUUAG